GACAAGCGGCACCAUAGUUUUCUGCUCAGCCUAAUCGAUAUCUUGUCAUCAAUUGCAAGUGUUCCUUGGACUCUUUUAUGUGGUUGGAUUUUGAAUGAGCACGCACAGUAAAAGCCUUGGAUGAGAGUUGAUUAACUGAAGGACAGAAUCUUGGAAUGUUUGAAAGUUUUACUGUAAGUAAGUUGAUUUUUCUUCGAAUGCAAAGGAAGACACGGGAUAACGCAAUGGCUCACGUGGACGCUGAGUUUGCUGUGCAGGACAGCAGCAUUGCUCGAGAGUGGAGUGGACAGCUCCAGCCCGCUCUGGUAGCAACUUUUCUUUUUCUUAUCUGCCUGGAGGCCGGCCUGUGGCUGAGGAACGUGACGCUCAAGAGAAAACUGCCGGGGCCUUUCGCCUGGCCCGUGGUAGGCAAUGCCAUGCAGCUUGGCCAGAUGCCUCACAUCGCCUUCGCCAAACUAGCUGAAAAAUAUGGUAACGUGUACCAGAUAAGGUUAGGUUGCAGUGACAUUGUGGUCCUGAAUGGUGACAAAGCAAUACGUCAAGCUCUCAUACAGCACAGCAAGGAAUUUGCCGGUAGACCAAACUUUGUGUCUUUUCAGUAUGUGUCAGGAGGGAAAAGUCUGACUUUUACCACUUACAGCAACGAGUGGAGGAUGCACAGGAAAAUUGCUCAAUCCACGAUCAGAGCGUUCUCAUCUGCCAACAGCCAAACCAAAAAAGCUUUUGAGUGGCAGAUUGUUGCAGAAGCUCAAGAACUGGUUGAGACUUUCCUUAAACUCAGUGCUCAGGGUCAGUAUUUCAACCCUGCCCAUGAGCUGACAGUGGCUGCAGCUAAUGUGAUUUGUGCCUUAUGCUUCGGAAAACGUUACGGACACGAUGACGCUGAGUUCAGAUCCUUGCUACAGAGGGUUAACGACUUUGGACAGACUGUUGGAGCUGGCAGCCUGGUGGAUGUGAUGCCGUGGCUUCAGGCCUUUCCAAAUCCAGUUCGCAGUGUCUUCAAGAACUUCAAACAUCUUAACAUGGAGUUUUUCAAGUUUGUUCAGGGCAAAGUAGAAGAGCACAGAAAGACCUUUGAUCCUGAGGUAACACGGGAUAUGAGUGAUGCUAUUAUCGGAGUUAAUGAAGAAAUUGAGAGUGGCAAAGGACUUGGCGAGGGGUUCACUGAAGGGACCGUGUCAGAUCUCAUUGGUGCGGGUCUGGACACUGUUUCUACUGCUCUGGAUUGGAUACUACUUCUCCUGGUAAAACAUCCUGAAAUCCAAACGACGCUUCAGCAGCUCGUGGACAAGGUUGUGGGGCCAAACAGACUUCCCUCUGUGGAGGACAGAGGUCACCUGGCCUAUUUGGAUGCAUUCAUCUACGAAACAAUGCGAUUCAGCAGUUUCGUGCCCGUCACCAUCCCUCACUCCACAACCUCAGAUGUUACUAUUGACGGUCUUCACAUUCCAAAAGACACGGUGGUCUUCAUCAAUCAGUGGUCUAUCAAUCACGACCCCAUGAAGUGGCAGGACCCGCAGAACUUUGACCCCUCACGGUUCCUUGACAAAAACGGCUCCCUUGACAAAGAUCUAACCAAUCAUGUUAUGAUUUUCUCUGCGGGAAAGAGACGCUGUAUUGGUGACCAGAUUGCCAAAGUGGAGAUUUUUUUGUUCUUUGCGAUCCUUCUGCACCAAUGUCAUUUUGAAAAAUGCCCCGAUGAAGACUUGUCUCUAAAUUGUGCCUAUGGUUUAACACUGAGGCCUUUGGAUUUCAAAAUCACCGCCAAACCCAGGCGAGGAGCAUUUUAAACACAACAUAUUUUUUAAAACAUAUAUAUAUAUAUUUGCAUAAGCUCACAACUAAGAUAAGCUAAUAUUUGAUCACUCAUUUCACUGAGACUUCAUAUGCAACACACCGUAAAUAGUUUUACAACAUGCUAUUAAUGUCUUUUUACAUUUUAAAUUCUAUGCAAGAUUUAUAGUUUAUAUUUAGAAUAGUUUAUGGUGCUACUAUUGUGGUGCAGUUGAACUAAUUUCCCUAUCUAUGAAUGACCAUAUGAAGUAACCCUGUAUAUGUUUGCUGGCAUUGAUGCUUUGUCUAUCCUGUGUAUUUUGUAUUUAUAUUGUUUAUAUACCUAAACAGCACUUUAU
This is a messenger RNA of Corythoichthys intestinalis (scribbled pipefish), 2132 nucleotides long. RefSeq names its product cytochrome P450 1B1-like. Gene Ontology annotation, biological process: progesterone metabolic process; hormone biosynthetic process. The coding region runs from base 156 to 1790 and encodes 544 amino acids. Gene Ontology annotation, molecular function: steroid 17-alpha-monooxygenase activity; heme binding; iron ion binding. The record is from RefSeq and is a predicted model, not a curated record. Lineage: Eukaryota; Metazoa; Chordata; Actinopteri; Syngnathiformes; Syngnathidae. The transcript has a single exon.